Molecule: messenger RNA, 1405 nt
Organism: Purpureocillium takamizusanense
Lineage: Eukaryota; Fungi; Ascomycota; Sordariomycetes; Hypocreales; Ophiocordycipitaceae
Exons: 2
Coding region: 1-1221 (406 amino acids)
Molecular function (GO): carboxylic ester hydrolase activity
Source: RefSeq, a predicted model, not a curated record
AUGUGUGAUGCCGCAGUCUUUGGAUUCCCCAACGCGCCGGACAUCCCCCUUGAGCAGCGCAACCUCGGCUUGCACGACCAGCGGCGCGCCCUCGCGUGGGUGCAGGCCAACGCGCGCGCCUUUGGCGGCGACCCGGCCAAGGUCACCAUCUGGGGCGAGUCGGCGGGCUCCAUGUCUGUCGACCUGCACAUGCACGCCGCCGCCGCCGCUCUCCCAGAAGCGAAAGCAGAUCGUGGGCCGGCGCCAGCGCCCUCGUUCCGCGCCGCCAUCAUGUCGAGCGGCGAGUACUCCUUCGGCAUGCUCUCCCUGGCGAGCCGCCCCGACGACAGCCGCAGCUGGGACGCCGUCGUCGAGCAGGUCGGCUGCAGCGGCCGCCGCGGAGCCGACAAAGAUGUACCAACGGCACGGCGCGGCGGCACGCUCGCAUGCAUGGGCAACGUGUCCACCGGGGCGCUUCUACAGGCAAUGCACCGCGCCGGCGUGGCGUACAGCCCCAUCGCCGAUGGGAUCACGGUGCCGUCGGGACGGGCGGCGGCGUGGCGGCAGGGGAGGACGGCCCGGGUGCCCGUCCUGUCCACGACCAUGGCCGAGGAAGGGCGCGCGCUGGUGAACCGCAACGUGACCAUGGAGCGGUUCCUCGAGGUGUACCUCCCGCAGCCGCUCGUGUCUGCGGCGCAGCGGGACGCCAUCUUGAAGUACUACCGGGAUGGUGUAGGGAGGGGAAGGAGGAGGAGAGGACCCGCGCUGGAGACGGACUUUGAUGUCGCGGCGGCGAUAUACACCGCCUUUCACUGGCAAUGCCCGAUGCGGCUUCUCGCGCGUGCGUCCGCCUCGGUGCCUGCUGCUGACGACGACGACGACGACGACGUGGCGAGGAAGGAGAAGAAGAAGCAGCCGGUCUGGCGCGGGUACUUCAACGCCUCCAUCGCGGAGCUCCUGCCGCCCGAGUUCCACUGGCUGGGCAAGUUUCAUGGCGCGGACCUGUAUGCCUUUGCGCGCUACUUCCGCGGCAUGGUCGGCGCCUUUGUGCGCAACCCGGCGGCGGGGCCGGGCUGGCCGGCGACGGGCGAGCAGGCGUAUCUCCCGUUCGACGUGGCGAGCCUCGGGGAUGUGGGCGACGUCAAGACCGGGGGGGCGACGCCCGUCAACGGGACGGAGCUGGACGCGAGCUGUGCGCUGUACGAGGACAUUUACCCGCUGCUGGAGAAGGUCAUGGGGUGAAGAGGGGUUGCUGCUUGAUGGGGAGCGUUCGCUCGACUGCCCAUGUUUUUUCCCAUCAGACAGCCCGUCUUGCUUGCUUGGUGGUGCUAGAUGGCAUACGUCUGUUCUGCUCUUGAAUGGAUCUCUAAUUCCAGGUGUAGUCACUGACAAGCCAUGUUGACGUUGAACGGCACUGAAACAAUGG